GCCGGGAUUUAACAGUUUGAUGGAACAUCGCUCGCAUGUCCAUGCUGAAGCUCGUCCAGUGCGAAUUCUGGCGCUAACUUGCGCAUCUUUGCGAAUUCCAGCAGUUCUCUGCGUUAGCGCACUGUGCCAUACAUAUUGAACAGUAUAGACUGCACUACGCGUGCACACGUUUCACACUCUGGAUGCGAUAGCUUAACUUAGGCAAGGAGUCCAGCUCCAGGACUCAGCGGAGAGAAUGCGCAUUCAAAUGAUGGCAGUAGUUGUUGCUAAGUGUACCGCUUACUAGAAAGGAUUCAACCUAAGCUCUGCGCCUUUCCUGGUAACGAACGAGGUUCUCAUGUACCCUGGUAGCGACUUUCAGGCUAUGCAGUUGUUGCCAGGAGUUAGCUAUGUUGCUGUUCCGGGCACUGCUGGCACCUGGACAAAUCAAAGUGGCGCAACUGUGCCAUCCAAAUCGGGCAAAGGAGCUCGAGGUGCACAGGGGCCUAAUUCGGUCCCCAUGCACAGCCUCGCGCCUGUGAACAGUCAAGUUGCUUACAUCGAUGGCGCGCCGCAUGUUAUGGCGCCUGCGGGCCCACCGUCCUAUUCCAGGCCAGCUGCGCAUAUGCAGCAAGGUCGGCCUGUUCAAGCUGUAAGUGCUCACAGCCAGCCCGCGACCGUGAUUCAGGUCCAAGGCUACACACAACCACAGCCCCAGCCUCAGGUGCUGCAGCUGCACCCUUCCUCCGGCGGGCCCCACCUCUACAAGGUCACCAACGGAACCCGCGUCGUCAAGGCCGGCCAGCCCUACCCCAACACCACCAUCGUGCAGACCGCAGCUGCAGUGCCCGGGGGAGGACUCCCACCACCCCAGCAACAAGUCGGAAUGGCGAUGGCGGCUCGUCCACAGGUUGGCGGUGGUGGCGUUGGCGGCAGCGGCCCGGGCCUUCCGCCACAGCUCCAAAACCUGCAGGUCCCCCAACAGCCCAACGGCGUGCCGCUGUCCUCAGGCUCGGCUGCCGUACAGCAGCAGAUGAUGCAGCACCCGCAGCAGGCCAAGGUGACCCUGAUGCAUGCGAAUCAGGCGCCCACGCCGCACCAGCAGCACGUGCUGGUGGCGCAGCCGCAGCAACAGCAGUUGCUAGCACAGCAGCAGCAACAGCAGUCCCAGCAGCAACAGCAGCAGCUGACGUCAUCUGGCAUGCCCGCACGCCAGGGCAUCGGAAUGAUACCCGCAACACCAGUUCACGGCGGACCCGCGGCAACCGGAGCUCCCCUGCAAGGCCCAACGCCAGCCUUCCAGUCGGUGGCCAUGCGCCCUGCAACCCUGCGGCCCGUCAACGGUGGGCCGCCCAUCACCGUGCAAUCCGUGUACGUCCCGCCACCGCCAACCGUCACCACAACCACCGUUAUCCGCCCUGGCAUGCGCAUUCCCAAGCUCGGCACCGUGGCUACAUAUAACCCGGUUACCGGUGUGCGCGCUCUGACCACUGCGGGUGGCGUUCCCGCCAACAUCCUCGCGCCCGCGCUGCCCGUGGGGCUGCCCCCGAGCCUGGCGCAGCAGGUGCAGAAGGCCAACAUCCUGCAACAACAGCAGCAGCAGCACUACCACCACCCGCAACAGCAGCAGCACCUUCAGCUGCAGCACCUGCAGCCGCAGCAGCAGCAGCAGUCAGCAAGUAGCAACCUGCAGGCGGUUAUGCAGCUGGCUGGAUCCCAGCCCGGGAGCCAGUUGACGGUGCGACCGGUGAGCGCCGUGCUGGGGGCAGCCGGCAACGGUGGAGGAGGUGUCGGCGGCUCGCUUCCGACGACGACGACUGUCAUGGUUGGGAGCGGCAACGGCAUGCCAGGCAACGGCGGCGGCGGUGGAGGCCUGCAUGGCCUCCACCCCUCACAGCACCUGCUACAGCUGAGCAACCAGGGCUCUAUGCACCGCCUGUCUCAUGUAGGUCAGCAGCACCAGCAGCAGCUGGGUCCAGGUGCGGGUGCUGGUGCUAAUGCUACUGCCAUGCAUGUGAGUCCCUUUGGGCAGUCGCACCCGCAGCAGCAGGUGGUCAGCAUCACCCUGGCUGACGGCACAACCGCCACAACCGUUAUGGAUCAGGCCACCCUGGCUCGCGUGCUAUCGGAGUCCUCUCGCGGCCAGGCGGUGAAACUGGUGCCGCAGCAGCAGCAGGGGCUUCCGUCGGGGCAGCCGGGGGGUGGCUUAAUGCAGGUACAGCAGGUGCCGGUUACCAUGGGCAUGAUGCAGCAGCAACAGCAGCAGCAGCAGGGGGGUCCGUCCUUGCAGGCGGGCGUACUGCGUGGUCCGGCAGCAGCGGGAGGCGGAGAGGGAGCAGGUGGAGGCGGCAUGGUGGAGCAGCUGGGAGGGGGCUUGCAGUCCGUGCAGUUGUCAGCCGCAGCGGCUGCCGCUUCCGCAGCAUCCAUGCAAGCAGCAUCCGGACAGGUCCUGACUGCCGGACAACGCGUCAUGGCGUCCUUUGGGGCCAGCGGCAUGCACUCAGGCAGCAACCACGGCCCGCCGCCGCCUCAAGCCGCCGGCUUCAGCCAGGCUGUACCUCCUCCGCAGGUGCGUGGCAUGCAGGGCCCCGCUCUGGCGCCACAGCAGCAGCAGCUGGAGCAGCAGCAGUCGAGGGUGAUGCAUGCUUCUCAGCAGUUCUCGCAGGGCAGGCGUUCAGUCGGGCACCCGGGCAUGAUGACCGAGAUGGACCCCCCCGCCACCGCUACAUCCGCAUCGGGUGGCUUCCCGCGGGUCCCAUCCUUUGGCAGCGGAGGAAACUCCGGUAUGUUUGUACGACAGCAGCAGCAGCAGCCUGGUCAGAAGCCAGGGCUGUCUGGCAUGAUGGACGGGGGGCUGAGUGUGGUGGACCUAGAUGCUUUGCUAGAGCGCCAGAGGCAGGAGGAGCAGCAGCAGCCCCUGCCACAGCAGGCGGCAACUGCCACUGCCAUGUCUGGCCUCGGCCAGGAGCAGGGCCCCUCUCGCACAGGCAGUGGCCUCUCGCAUGGCGCCAACGGUAGCAACGCUAGUACCAACAGCAACAGCGGUGCAUACGGCAAUCUCGGCCCCUUCACCACCGAAGCAGCCAUGGCUGCCGGCAUGGGCGGCGACAUGCUGAUGGUGGGCAGCAGCGGCGGCCUCGCUGCGCAAAACCCAACAGCAUGGGCGUCUUCAGGGCUGAUGAGCGCCUACAGCGGCCAGAACAGCGUCAGCAGCAACAACAACAUGGGGCCCCUGGGUCCAAACGGCGCUGUCGCCUUGGGCGCCCAAGGGAGUGGAGCUGGCGUGGCUAUCGGUGCCUCCGCAGUAGCAGCGGCUGCUGCAACAGCUGGCGGCUCGCGUGACGAUUUGAAGGCCAUCCUGGCGUCCAUUGGUCAGGAUCUGGCACGUCACGGCAUCAGCGUGGAGACGGCUGUGACGUCGGGUUGGCUUGGGGUGCUGACCGCCAUGGAUGUGGCGGUGCUGGCGGAUGCCUACGCGGAGGAGGAGCGCCGCCUGGCUCAGCAACAGCAGCAGCAGCAGUCAAGCCAGCAGCAGUCGCAGCAGCCGAAGAGUAUUCUGCAGGGCAGCAGCAACAACAACAAUAGCGGUGGCAGCAACUUUGGCUGCAACACAACAGUUACUGCCCUGCAGCAGCCCCUGUCCCAGCCACAGCACCAACAGCAACACCAGCAGCACCAACACCAGCACCAGCAGCACAUCUGGCAGCAGGCCGCGUCGUCCACCUUUGCCACUUCCGAGGCGGCCGCUAUCCACCCCUCCUCUCAGGCGGUGGCCCUCUCCCACAUGGGCCUGUCCCUAAGCGAACCCAUGCAACCCCUCCCCUCCGCGCCCGGCGGCGGCACCACCACGGACUCCCGCUCCCGGCCCCGCAGCGGCAGCACGGGUGAUCGCUGCCCCCCUGCAGCCUUCUUCGGCCCCCUCACGGCUUCGUCCGCACGGACAUCCAUGUCCGUGGCGCCCUCAGAAGAUGGGGCCGUCAGCACCUUGAGUGGUGCCGAGGGUGGCGGCUGCGGAGGUUCUCAAGCAGCAGCGUCAGCAGCGGGGUUGAUGAUGGCGCCGGCUGCGGCUGUGGAGCCCAAUGGCAGUGGCAACAGCAGCAACAGCGGCGGCGUGAUCGGCGGGGGUGUGGCGGUGGGUCUGGGUGCGUUUGGUUUUUACGAUGGCAUGGGCGGCAGCAGCAGCGGGGGCUACCCUGCCUUUCAGUACGGGCUCUUCAGCGGUGGGCUGGCGGGCUUGAGCGACGGCAGCCUGAGCGCUGAACACGAGCGGGCUGGCAGGGAGGUCGGUGCCGACGUGGAUGCAGCUGCCCUAGCGGAGGUGUUUGGCGAGCAGGGCGCCUGGCCGCCCCCGGGUGUUGCCCUCAUGGCGGAGGAGCUGGGGCUGGGGCUGCAGCAGCACCCGCCCCAGCAGCAGCAGCAGGUGCCACCCGAAUUACUCAUGGACUCGGCCUCGGAGUAUGAGGACCGCAAGCGUGCGUCGGCGUCGGGUGUGGCGGCGAAUGCAGCGGAGGGAGGUG
Molecule: messenger RNA, 4496 nt
Organism: Astrephomene gubernaculifera
Lineage: Eukaryota; Viridiplantae; Chlorophyta; Chlorophyceae; Chlamydomonadales; Astrephomenaceae
Source: the annotation of a GenBank genome assembly